Messenger RNA from Puntigrus tetrazona (Sumatra barb), 743 nucleotides. RefSeq names its product COMM domain containing 5 (gene commd5). The record is from RefSeq and is a predicted model, not a curated record. Gene Ontology annotation, cellular component: nucleus. NCBI's taxonomy places the organism in Eukaryota, Metazoa, Chordata, Actinopteri, Cypriniformes, Cyprinidae.
AACAGCGUAGAAGAAGAGCGCUGUGACGUCAGGAGGAGGCUCAGGACAAGAUGGCGGACUCCGUGAGUUUGUUUGGAGGAAGAGUUCCUGCAGAAGUGGAGCAGCUGGCCAAGCAUCUAAAGAGUCUGGACAGAGACACGUUCACACAGAUGCUGAGCGGUCAGCCCACUAACCUGCAGCUUUUAUUAAAUAUUGGGAAUAGAAGGCACUUUCAUACAAGCUGUUUGCGUAAUCCGUGCUGGAAGGCCGUGGACGGUCUGGACUGCUGUGAGACUGUGAGACUGAUCUCAGAGAGCAGCGUGAUCUCAGAAGACAGCUUUAACCACGCCGUGGCUGGGCUGUAUGCUCUUCUCAAAGAAGCUCUGUGUCUGCCGUCUCUAAGACAAGAGGUUUUUAACGAGGAUCUGCGAGCGCUUCGGGUCCCUGAGGAAUUCAUUGCAGACAUGUCCAGUGCUGUGUUUGGAAACAGACAAACCUCUGUGAAUAUCAGCGGCACACAUCAAGGCCCGACUGCCAAGAUCCAGGACUUUAAAUGGAGAGUCGAUGUUGCCAUUUCCACAAGCUCGCUGUCUCGAGCUUUGCAGCCCUCUAUUCUCAUGCAGAUGAAACUGUCUGAUGGUCAAGUGCAUCAAUUUGAGGUUCCAGUUGGCAAGUUCCAGGAACUUCGCCACAAAUUUACGCUAAUUCUAAAGGAAAUGAAUGAUAUAGAGAAGAGGAGUAUUCUCAAAAUACAAGACUGAAGA